AUGAACACAUACCGUGCCCUGCGACGCCUGGCGAAGGCGGACGGACUCUCUAAGUUCGCCAACAGCACAGCUACCGCAGCAGCAUGUCGGAGCUUUUCGACGGCAGCUCCCCCGGCGGACACACUUCCCUUGGCGGGCAUACGGGUUUUGGACAUGACGAGGGUUCUUGCUGGGCCAUACUGUACUCAAAUACUCGGAGAUUUAGGAGCGGAAGUGGUCAAAAUUGAACAUCCCUUGAGAGGAGACGACACACGAGCGUGGGGUCCUCCAUAUGCGAAAUACAAAGACAGUGCGAAGGAAGGUCCCGGAGAAAGCGCAUACUACUUAGCUGUCAACCGAAACAAAAAAUCAGUCGGACUUUCGUUUGCUCAUAAGUCCGGCAUUGAGAUCCUCCAUAAGCUCGCAAUGGAGAGCGAUGUGUUUGUGGAGAACUAUAUUCCUGGAUCUUUGGCGAAGUAUCAAAUGGACUACGAAUCCCUUCGAGCCAUAAACCCGAGAUUGAUAUACGCCAGUGUGACUGGCUACGGGCAGACAGGACCCUACAGCAAACGUGCUGGCUACGAUGUGAUGGUUGAAGCUGAGAUGGGGUUGAUGCAUAUUACCGGAUCGAGAGACGGGCCUCCCGUGAAAGUUGGUGUCGCCGUGACUGAUCUAACAACCGGCCUGUACACGUCCAACGCUAUCAUGGCGGCAUUAAUAGCUCGGGGUAGAACUGGAAAGGGCCAACAUAUCGAUGCCUGUCUGAGUGAUUGUCAAGUGGCCACACUAGCAAAUCUUGCGAGCUCAGCACUGAUUAGCGGCGAAAAGGAUUCAGGCAGAUGGGGAACAGCUCAUCCUUCUAUCGUGCCAUACCGAAGUUUCAAAACCAAAGACGGCGACAUUCUUCUUGGCGGUGGAAACGACAGGCUCUUUGGAGUUCUUUGUGAUAGACUGGGCCACCCGGAGUGGAAAACAGACACACGGUUCACAACCAAUGCUCUGCGUGUCGAGAAUCGGGAGAUCAUCGACAAGCUCAUUGAAGACCUUACAGAGCAGAGGACAACUCAGGAAUGGUUGGAUGUCAUGGAAGGCAGUGGCAUGCCAUAUGCGGCUGUGAAUGAUAUCCAGGGAGCUCUUAAUCAUUCUCACGUCCUUGCUCGGGAAAUGGUACAGGAGGUAGACCAUCCAGACUGUGGACCUAUCAAGCUUGUUAAUACGCCAGUUAAAUACUCUCACGCUACGCCGGGUAUCAGAACACCACCUCCGACACUUGGACAGCAUACCGAUGAGGUACUACGAAAUAUUAUGGGCUACAAUAAAGAAAAGAUAGCUCAGUUAAAGGCGGAAGGGAUCGUUUCGUAG
Arthroderma uncinatum is the source of this 1341-nucleotide messenger RNA. RefSeq lists its product as uncharacterized. Bases 1 to 1341 code for a protein of 446 amino acids. Gene Ontology annotation, molecular function: catalytic activity. The transcript is spliced from 6 exons. The record is from RefSeq and is a predicted model, not a curated record. Lineage: Eukaryota; Fungi; Ascomycota; Eurotiomycetes; Onygenales; Arthrodermataceae.